Messenger RNA from Bursaphelenchus okinawaensis, 5067 nucleotides. Lineage: Eukaryota; Metazoa; Nematoda; Chromadorea; Rhabditida; Aphelenchoididae. The record is from the annotation of a GenBank genome assembly.
AUGGCGUUUAUCGUGCCGUUAAUGAAGAAAGACUACGCUUUGUACGGGCCCAAACGCUCGAAUAGUUUUGCUGGAGUGCCACGACGCGUUACCACGCCCAAGCGAGACAAAAUGGGUGAGUUUUGCAAAGGUUUUUGUUAUUGUUACGGAUUUUUUGCCAUUUUUUUGUGUUGUAAAGAAAGUUCUUGCUAUUUUUUAGCUUUUUAAACAGAACUCUUUGCCAUUUAAAGUUGUGUGAAGGAAGUUUCUGCUAUCUGAAGUUUUGUAAAGAAAGUUAUUGCUUUUUUUACUUAAAAAUGUCAUUUUAAACCCAUCUUUGCUUUAAAACUCAUAAUUUCUACUGCACUGUGCAAUCCUUUAAUAUUUAUGCAGAGUGCAACAAAUUUUCUCCUUUGCACGGUACAAUUCGUAUUGCAAUUUAGGUAACAAAUACUGUCUUACUUUUUUGUCUGCACCUAUAAAAAGAUAGUAAAACAAGUUUUACAUUGAUGACUUUAAAAUGAAUGGCACAAUGAAUUUUUAAAGAAUGGCUGCACCGUGCAAUAUAUUAAAUUAUUUGCACCGUGCAAGCAAAUAAAUUGAAAUAAGACAAAUGAAAAUAAGACAAUGACAGUUCUUGAGUGACAGGUUAUACGAAGGAUGAAAUUUUAUUUUUUGAUAAAAUACGCAUUGAAUUUAGACAUAGAGACAGUUAAUAUUAUUUUUAAAUUAAAAAAAUAUCGAUUAGAACCAAGUUAUACUAAAAGCUUUUAUGUAAUCAAGUACCGUCUUAUAAUGAUAGAAGUGCAAUUUGGGUUUGUUUUAUUUGUUUACAUGGCCUUUAUCUUACUCUAGACUUUUAUGCACUUUACCUCAUUACUGCUUUUAUUUGACUGUACUUUACCAUGCUUUAGAAGCUUUUGUAUUUGAUCAUUUACCCCGCUUUUUUAAUCCUACCCUUUCUCUUCAUCUUAACUUUUCUUUCAACCUCUAGCUCUCCCCCCCCCCUCUUUUUUCACACCCUGUGUAAAUCCCUUUCCGCCCUCCCCCCUCCCUAACAUCCCCCCCCUAACACCCCCCCGUCCUCAACUCCUUCACUCCCUCUCCCCCCCCUCCCCCUAUUUCAAAUCCUCCCCUCUCUCAACUCCUUUCUCGUUCCUAUACCUCCCCCCUUUCGUUCUUCCUUGAUUUCUAUGCCUUUUAUUUUCAUCUAGGUCCUUAUGAACUCGUACUAAUGUUUUUGUUUUUGAAAGUUGGUCUUGGUCCGAACGCUUUGGUAUAGGAUCAUAACUUUUAUUUACACGUUUUAUUAGUUGAGUCAAAGUUUACUUUAUUUUUGUUUUUGAUCUUUAAUGUCUAGAGCUUUAAAGCUUCAAUGGAUUACAUAUAAAAGUUAUAAAACUUGUUGUUUUGGGUUGUAUAUAUUAGAGGUAUAUUCAUGUUUUUGAGUAACGUUUUAGAGCUGAGAUUUUGAUAUUUGGUGGGUUGUGAUAGAGGAGAAACGUGAUGGGCUAUGGUAUGGUCAACUUAGCUUUUUAAGAGGAUGGUGGAAGAGGAGGCUGCUGUAUAGUAUGAUUAGAGCUACGGUAUUUCGCGUGUAGAAGUGGAGUGAAAAGGCACAUAGUGCGCUAGGUACUACAAUACUUUCAUGAGGGGGUAGUGUAUUGUAAGGUAAGGUAGGGUAGGAUAGGGUAGGGUAGGGUAGGGUACGGCUUGGUACGGCGGAGUCUUCUUACCGCAAAUAACUUAUGUCACUUAAAGGUCAACAUCUCAAGACGCGGAACUGGAUAUAAGGCUGUUGUUGUCGUCGUUCCAAGUUAUAAUUGUUUUUUUUUGUUUUGUUUGACUUUUAAUUGCGGUUGCAGUCACUACCUUCUACGAAAACAAUUGUUAGUUUACGUUUUUACCGCACCCUUACCUUAUUUCAUUAUCUCUAAAAGGGUGUUUUUUGCGCGUGGUUGAGUUUCAAAAAGGUUGAGAGGUUUUCAGUAGAAUUACCGUAAGUUUUUUAAAAAAUAUUUUUGUAAUCAAAGUUUUGGCAAUUUUAGGGGUUGUAAAGAAUGUUUUGGUGUUUUCUUUUCAAAAAAUGUUAAAAAGCCUUAUUUUCUGCACGGUCCAACAUAUCUUUAGAGGUUUUGCACCGUGCAAUAUCUCAAUUUUUCUGCACCGUGCAACAAAUUUUUUUUGACGUAAUUUAGAUAACAAAUAUUGUUAUAACUUUUAGUCUGCACAUAUACAAUGCUAUUAAAACAGUUCUUACACUUAUAGCUUUAAAAAGAAUGGCAUAAUAAUUUUUAAAGUGAUUGCACCGUGCAAUUUAAAAAAUAGGUUCUUCUGUGCUAUUCUUGACGUAUUAUAAAUACCAAAUGCUGUUACAAACCGUUAGCCCGGGACCAUAAAAAGCUAGUAAAACAAUUUUCGCUUUGAUUGCUUUAAAAAUAAUGGCACAAUGAAUUUGUAAAAAAUGACUGCACCGUGCAAUAUAAAACAUGGUUUGCACCGUGCAAAUGAAUUUAAUUUUUUGCGUUAUUUAAGAUUUGUAAAAAAAGUUUUUGUCAUUUUAUAUUUUUUAACAAAAGAUUUUUUGGUUUUGUAAAAAAGUUUGUCAUUACAUCACUUUAUUUGCUUGCACCGUGCAGACCGGAAUUAAUUUGUUUGCACGGUGCAAUGAAAAUAGUUAUAUUUUGCACGGUGCAAGAGAAAUUAAAAACCUUUAGGGCAAGUAUGUCAUAUCAUGUCAUAACCCCUUUACCACUUUAAAAUCAUAAAAAGUUCGUAGACUUUGAACGCCCAUUUUUUUUAAAUUUUGCAACCGCCAGAUUUACGCGAUAACUUUGUUUACAGCCUUUUCAAUGUAAAUUAAGGUUUAUUCAUUAAACUUCAAAGCGCGAAUUUUGAAAAUUGAAAAAAUCUUCUUUCGCUUUAAAAAUAGCACUGGUGUUUCAAAAAUUCAUUUCAAUUUCCGUUUCGCAAUAGUAAUAACGAGAAGGGGGGGGGGUUGUAAAGGUCUCGAAGAUGUACGUCAAUCCAUGGUAAGAUUAGCUGCUCGACGUCAAAAGUUUCGUUAUUUAGGGCCAAACUUAGCUUCAACUAUUGUUUUUCCCACUUCCUAGAGGCGUAUUUUAAGUCGAUUUUGUUUUGGCAUUAGGAGGGGGGUUGGUCAUUUAGUUUUAUUUUGUUAAGUUUGAAAGCUUAAGGAGCUUGUUUAAGAUGUUUAGGUAUAUAUUGUGGAUUGUCAGAGCUAUUGCGUAUAUAAAUAUGUAAAAAUAAGGGGGGGGGGAGGGAGGGGAGAGAGAAGAAAAAGAGUACGAUGCAGUACAGUUACUAAUACUGGACCAGGGGUCUUGGUUUGAAAUUUCUAGGGCAUGGUAGAACUAGCGCAUCUAAGGGGGGGGGGGAGUGGUGAGUAAAAACUGGACUGAUAUAGAUUUUUAUUGCGGACUGUAAAACAAUGGUGACACUUAUUGUAAUGUAAAAAUUUGUUAAUUCAUUAUAGUGCUGGAUAGUAUGAUACGUGAAGUAUAAUACGUCGUUUAGUAAGGGGUAUGGUGUAUACUGGUACGGUAAAUGAGUUAUGGGGUUACAAUUGACUUCUGGAUUCUCUUUUUUAAUCUUUUUUGUUAUGGAAAGAAAGUUCUUGUCAUUUUUUGUUUCGUAAAGAAAGUUUGCUGUUUUUUGUUUGUAAAGAAAGUUUUUGCCAUUUUAUGUUUUUUUAAGAAAGUUCUUGCCAUUUUGUGUUUUUUAAAGAAAGUUUUUGCUAUUUGUUGCUUUGGAAAGGAAGUUUUUGCCAUUUUUAAAUUUUGAAGAUUUCUACGUCACGUCACUUUAAAAUCUUAAUAAGUAGUAGGGUAGGUACAUUUUCUUACCAUACUGUAGCUAUUAGUUCACUUAUUAACUUUUUGAUCUCGUUUCAUUUAACAUCUUGAGUAAUCUUUUAUUGUUAAUCCAAGUAGAAAAAAGUUUAAUUAAUCCAGCAGUCUCGUAGCAAACAUCAACCCAAGUGAAAGUAGGGUCACAGUAUACUGUGGUGCUUACUCUACUGGCAGUGCCAACUCUUUCUUACGUCAGUUUUCAUUGGGGAGUAGUUACAGAUAUUUGAAAUCAUUAGGUAUAAAGUAAUGAUACAUACGUGUGUUUCUACGUAUAUGUUAGUAUUAUUUGAUGAAUCUGGGGGCAAAGUACGUACUGAAGUUGUUUUUCUUUGUAAAGAAAGUUCUUGCCAUUUUACAUUUGGUAAAGAAAGUUCUUGCCAUUUUUUAUUUUGUAAAGAAAGUUCUUGCUAUUUUUUGUUCUGUUAAGAAAGUUCUUGCCAUUUCUUCAUAAAAUGAUGCAAUUUGCUUUCUGCAGCCUGCAGGAGACAAGUUAUACGAUGAGUAACAUUCAGUCACAUUCUUAAAAGUUCUUGCUAUUUUAUGUUUUGUAAAGAAAGUUUAGCGAUUUUUUGUUUUGUAAAGAAAGUUCUUGCCAUUUUUUGUUUUGCAAAGAAAGUUCUUGCUAUUUUGUCUAAAAUUUAAUUUUUUGCUUUUUUUAAUAAUGAAACCGUGUUUUAUAAAUAUAAAAUUUAAAAAAAAAAGUUUUUAAUUCAAAAUUUUUUAAAUUUUUUAAAUUUCAGCACGAGUCCCAAAGCUCUCACUCGACGAAACCACCAACCCGAGCAUGUUGUGCACCUCAACAUCCACCACUCCCGACUCUUCAGCAUCAACCAGUCCUACAACGACAGCUCCAAUCCGUCGUCAAAGCAAACGAAUCUCAAUCCGACAACUCGAUGACAAUAUCGACCGGUCGACUUGUUCAUCCGCUUCACCGGUCGAUAAUUUCAACCAGAUUCAAUCACCGGAACGACACGUUCACUUCGGCUUCUGUGAAGAGAUUUGCUACGGAAGUGAGGAUGAGGACGAGGUGUUUGAUGAAAGUGGCACAAAGGAUCAUAAAACGCUGAGGAAAUCGAAUUCGGUACCAAAUGAUGGUACCGCGCCGUUAGUUGGAGUGCUGAGGAAUAGAACCAAUAGUACAAAUGAGAUUGCGGUGCAGAAGAGCAAAAUGGCAGCCGUUUUUAAGUGGGUACGACUGUGUGCACCGAGGAGUUGA